UCAAACAAAUUCCUUCACAAGAGUAUUUAUUAUAAAAACGAAGAUAAAUACAAGUGUGAUAACAUACUAAAAGUCCUCAACAAAAUCCCUAGGCGUUACUUGAAAAAAGACGUAUUUAAUCUGCAAAGUACUGUACACAAUGUUAUGUCUCGAACGUCCUGCCAUACUCCGCAGUAAAGUUCACGGUUAGGAAAUAUAACGCUAUACCGUGUAAAUAAUUUGUCUCGGAAUCGGACAAUAACUGAAAAAACAAUUUAAAUCAUUGGCAAUCAUCGAACAUUCUGCAUGUGUUGCUGCACAAGAAUUCCACACCUGUUGUGUAAUAUGAUCUGAAGUUCAAGUAAUGAGUUGCUGCAGAAGAAUUCAACACCUGUUGUGUAUUAUGGUAUUGGUAUUUAGCUGAAGUUAGGUCAUGAGUAUUACAGUUGCUGCAGAAGAAUUCCACACCUGUUGUGUAUUAUGAUCUGAAGUUCAAGUCAUGAGUUGCUGCAGAAGAAUUCAACACCUGUUGUGAAUAAUGAUAUUGGUAUUCAACUGAAGUUCAGAUCAUGAGUACUUCUGAUGAAAACACUUGCGUUUUAUGUGGCGUUAGAGACGACAACCCCACUUCAGUUCUUGGCGACAGGGGAUGCCAGAGCAUCAUAGCAGCCAGCAAGAAUAAGGGUCGAACGUUGGUCGUCUCACCUGGACAGCAAGUUCACAAGGAAUGCAGGAGGAUUUACUGCCACCCCAAUCAGAAUCGUCUCAAUAGCAGCAGCAAAGAAAAUUUAUAUACAAGUCCAAGUACUAGACAGUCAUUAGAAUUAUCAUUUGACUUUCAAACGAAGUGUUUUUUCUGUGGAACAAAUGCAACACAUAAACAACAUAAACGUAAACGAGGUAGAGAUGUUCACCCUGUUUUAACAUUAGAGUUUCAAAAGUCUAUUAAAGAUGUUUGUUUAGAAAGAAAUGAUGAUUGGGGUGAUAUAGUAUUAGGCCGAUUAGAAUGUGUUUGUGAUCUUCCUGCUGCUGAAGCUAGAUAUCACCAGUCUUGUUGUUCUAAUUUUAGGUCUGGAUAUAAAAUUCCAAAAUGUUUUCAGUCACCAGUGACAGAUGAUGGAGCAGCAUAUGAGACGGACCAGUGCAGCAAGACAAAAAAAGGCAGACCUGCUUGCGUUUGUGCUGACAAUGCCUUCAAAACUGUUUUGGAAGAAUUUGAGGAAACUGAAAUUGGGUUUACCACAAUCAGCGACUUGGUACAAAAAAUGGCAUCCAUUUGUGGUGAAGAUAACUCGUACAGCACAACAUAUAUGAAAAGAAGAAUGCUAGAGCAUUAUGGUAAUAGUAUUAUAAUUACAGAAUUGAAUGGAAAAUCCAAUGUUGUUACUUUCAGAAGUAGAGCCCAUGCUAUUUUACAUAACUAUUAUCACAGACAAAAUAAAAAUGACAGUGAAAGUGAGAAACUGGCAAUCAUAAAGACAGCAGGAAAACUGAUUCUGAAUGACAUCAAAGAUAUGGAGGAAAAUACAGAGAUAUACCCAUCUGCAAAUGAUAUGUCAACUGAAGGCAACAGAAAAUAUGUACCUCCUAGUCUAGUAACAUUAUUACAGCAACUCAUUGACCAAAAGGACCAGAGAGAAUUAUCACAGCUAUUAGCCAAGCAAUUGUCCAAGCAGCGAUUCCUAGAAGUAUAA
Mercenaria mercenaria is the source of this 1673-nucleotide messenger RNA. RefSeq lists its product as uncharacterized. The transcript is spliced from 7 exons. The coding region runs from base 549 to 1673 and encodes 374 amino acids. NCBI's taxonomy places the organism in Eukaryota, Metazoa, Mollusca, Bivalvia, Venerida, Veneridae. The record is from RefSeq and is a predicted model, not a curated record.